Messenger RNA from Chironomus riparius, 1851 nucleotides. NCBI's taxonomy places the organism in Eukaryota, Metazoa, Arthropoda, Insecta, Diptera, Chironomidae. The record is from the annotation of a GenBank genome assembly.
AUUAAACUUGAAUUUUUUACUAUUAUUGCUUCCCAAAAGUCAUAUUUGGUGUGUCAUAAUUAAAAUUAUUGUUUGAAUAGUAAACAGCUGGUUAUCAAAAGUCAAAUAAGAUUAUUUGGUAAGUGAUUUGUUUAAAUUCAGCGGAGUUUUGGGUUUUGGGAACAGUCAGUUAAGUGGAGUUGAAGGGAAGUGAAUUAUCAAAACUAAGAAAGGAUAUUCAGAGGUCUAAUAAUGGCUUUGAGACUCAUUCUAAUCACAUUCGCGAUUCUAUUCGCAACUUCAUUCACAUUUGCUGAAGAUUUGACAAUCAAUUGCCUUUAUGUGCCCGAUAAGCAAGUCUAUGUCUCAAAAACGGACAAGUUCUUAACAUGUAAUUUAAAAAGUAACUUAACAGCGACUGCAACUGUCACAGAAGCUAUUGGUGAGCCAGGAACAACAUUACCGACUGAUGUUAAAAUUUUUGAAGUCACGGAAGUGCUGAUCCAACGAAUCCCAAAAGGAUUAAAAACAGUUUUCGCAAAUUUAAUUGGAAUCAAGAUCCACAAUACAGAAUUCAACUAUUUAAGUAAAGAUGACCUGACUGAGUACGCUUUGUUGCAGUUUUUGGAGAUAUCAAACUCAAAGCUGUCCGUCAUUCUGGGUGACACAUUUUCUGAAAGUACAAAAUUAGAGCUGAUUGAUUUUUCUGGCAAUUCUAUUUUCUACAUUGGUGCUGCUGCAUUUGAUGAUCUAACAGUAUUGACAUAUUUGAAUUUUAAUCAAACUUUAUGUCUAUUAGACGAAGAUGGUGUUGCUGAUACAGAUGCUAAAAUUACAGCAUUAAAAGCUUUACUACCAGAUAAAUGUGGAGCAUCCCAAGUAGACAUGGCACUUACAGCUGUAAUGAAAAACUAUCUUGAUGCCAUUGAAGCAUCUCAAAAUUGUGGCAUUGAUAAUCCAGAAGAAGAAUGUCCAGAUGAAUGUGAGACUCAACUUGCAGAAUGUCAGGAAAAAUACAAUAAUCAAACAAAAUUACUCGAAACCUGCAACAGUGACAUCAAGAAGCUAGAUGAUGAGAACAAGGAAUUACAAAAUACAAUUGAUGAUCUCGAAAGUCAAUCCUGUGAAUCUGGAAAUGGCACUUGUAACUUUAAACUCGUAUCAAAUGUCUAUUCAUGCAUUGCUGGCAAACUUUCCAUCAAAACAGCAGCAGAACAGACUGUAAAUUGGACAGGAACACAUGCAACUGGAAAGAACAACGAUGCAGUGCUGUCUAUGACCAUUAAUUCACAGACAAUUGAGAUUUUGCCACUUAACAUUGGAACUGUCUUUAAAAAUCUUAAAACUCUCAUUAUCAGAAAUUCUGGAUUGACUAAAAUUAAAGCUGGUGACUUCAAGACAUUGACGAAGCUGGAAACUUUGGAGAUUACAGGCAACAACAUUGCAUCAAUCGAUGCUACAGCCUUUUCAGGACUUACAGCUUUGACAAAAAUCGACUUGUCUGCUAAUAAGCUUACAGAAUUGCCAUCAAAGGUCUUUGAUGCCCUCCUAAAAUUGAGCAUCAUCAAUCUUAGUGACAAUGACAUGAAAAUCCGCUAUGACGUCAUCAAUGCAAACAAUACAAUUGCUGAAGCUUACCUUAUGAACAAUAAUGCAAUCGUACCUUUCGACAAGACCUUUAUUUGGAGAUUGCAAAAGGCUCAAAAGAUUGAUUUGAGUGGAACUGGAUGUGAUUAUUCUUUAGACAAAACACAGCCUAAUCCACCAACUUUUAUGGUUUUUUAUUAUAAUAUUAUUUCGAAUUGUUAAAUUUAUUUUUUAGUUCACCUUUUUGGCACAUUUGCAACUUUAAUAAAAGCUAUUAAAUUUUAA